AUGCAUCUUGAAAUCAAGGCUGCUCUGAGUUUCAUCACCUUCCACCUGUAUAACAAGCUCCCCCGAAGACGGGUUGACCAGUUUGGGGAAGAGCUAGAACAGCUGCUACAGAAGAAAUAUGAAGGCCACUGGCACCCAGAGAAUCCUCUGCAGGGGUCAGGCUAUCGCUGUGUUCACCUGGGAGAGAUAGUGGAUCCUAUAGUGGAACUGGAGGCCAGGAGAAGUGGACUGACUGUAGAGGAUGUGCAGGCCAGUAUCCCUGCAGAAUUGAACGUUUGGAUUGACCCAUUUGAAGUUUCCUACCAACUUGGGGAAGAAGGGCCAGUCGAGGCAGUGUACCUGAAGGACAGUAAGGGUUGCAGCAUAGCAGAGAUGCAGAAUAAGAGCAGGAGCCGGCUCAGCCCUGAGGCCCAGGCGUUUGUCCCUACUAGAAGUCAGAAUAUCUUCUUGUUCAGCCCCCCACCUCCAUCUUCUGACCAGUCUUUUAGUCCAACCUUCACCGCCACUACUUUUGCAGCUACCAAGUUUGGCUCCACUAAAGUGAAGAAAAGCAGCAGAAAGUUGAGUUGGGGCAUUGUUCACCCAGCAAAAUAA
This is a messenger RNA of Heteronotia binoei (common prickly gecko), 594 nucleotides long. Its product is annotated as protein Tob2-like. The transcript has a single exon. Bases 1 to 594 code for a protein of 197 amino acids. Gene Ontology annotation, biological process: regulation of gene expression. Gene Ontology annotation, molecular function: transcription corepressor activity. Gene Ontology annotation, cellular component: cytoplasm; nucleus. The record is from RefSeq and is a predicted model, not a curated record. Lineage: Eukaryota; Metazoa; Chordata; Lepidosauria; Squamata; Gekkonidae.